Molecule: messenger RNA, 4589 nt
Organism: Ctenocephalides felis (cat flea)
Lineage: Eukaryota; Metazoa; Arthropoda; Insecta; Siphonaptera; Pulicidae
Product: tyrosine-protein phosphatase 69D-like
Exons: 12
Coding region: 137-4450 (1437 amino acids)
Biological process (GO): protein dephosphorylation
Molecular function (GO): protein binding; protein tyrosine phosphatase activity
Source: RefSeq, a predicted model, not a curated record
UUAGAUGAUUUUUGGUGAUUUGCGUAUGUGUAUAAUUAAUUAAGUAGGAUAAUUAGCUUUGUGCGUAACGUAUGCGAAAUAAUGUUUUGCGUAGUUAAUAUAUUAUAAGUAAAGACCGGCUUGUGUAUUUGACGCCAUGUUUAAGGACCCAGCCCUUAACAUUAUUUAUAUUUUGCCAUGUAUCCUAUCAAUAAUUUAUAUUUCGACAAUAAGCUGCGAGGAAUAUACUCAAUCAGUCAAAAUUACGGUAACACCGGUAAAAGUAGGAUUGAAUUCGACAAUUGUUUGCAUAUACAAUGCUCCGGAUGUUACACCUACAUGGGAAUUCAAUGGGGUGAACAUAUCUGAUAAUGAAAGGUAUAACUUUCUACAAGAAAUUGAAGAAAACUCUAUAACAUCAAGCCUUCACAUCCACAAUAUCACCCACGCUGACUCGGGAAAUUAUACUUGCACAGUUGCAAUUGAUGAUCAAGUUUUAAGGAAGCAUGCAACAUUAGAUGUUUACUCACCAAUAGUUACUGUAUCUAAAUCUAACAAGCUAAAAUCAAAUGUUGAUGGUGAACAUAUGUUGUAUUGUUUAUUUGAAGGUUUUCCAUUUGGAAAAUUUUAUUGGUUAAGGGGCAAUGAUUCUACGACAAUAUCUUUGCUGAAAGAAAAAAGUAACAUUACUUAUAUUAAUAAUGCAACAAGGGCGAAUUUGACCUUACAUUUGGGUGCAAUUAGUAGGAAGGAUAAUGGCUCUUAUUAUUGUAUUGCAGAGGAUGCCUUUGGUCAUAUACAUAAUGAUUCUGUUAUUGUACUGGUGCUGGAAAAGCCACAAGUUAGCAUAGACUUUGUCAAAGCAGUUGGUGCUGAUAAAAUCUAUAUGAAUUGGACUCUCAAUGAUGGGAAUGAUCCAGUUACAGAAUAUUUUGUACAAUACAUGGAAGAAGGUACUGGGUCUUACACUUUUUAUAAUGAAAAAAUACAUGGAGGCAAUUAUUCAUUUGUAUUGAAAAAUUUAAAGCCAAAUACUGAAUAUAAGCUGCAAAUGGCUGCAUCGAACAAGCUAGGUAUAGGGCAAUAUCAUAAAUAUGCUUAUCUUGUAAGGACUCUUAAAAAAGAUCCUAAUUUCAUUCCUAAAAUAGAGGUAAAAGGUAAUACAUUUAAUACCAUAACCAUUGGGUGGACUGCCCCACCUACAGAAUUACUGGAACAUAUACAUUAUUAUGAACUACUCGCUCAAGAAUACAAUUCAACUGAUAAGAAGGAAGUUUUACAACCUGAAGAUUCUCGUAACUUGCCUUAUAUGUUUGCAGAAUUGAAAACGGCCACAAUGUAUUAUUUUAAAGCUCGCGCUUGUAGUGAUUACACACAUUUGUGUGGCAAUUGGUCUGAGAUUGUAAAUGGGACUACUAUGGAUGGUCUCUCGGGUCCUCCACAAAAUGUCACUGUUAUUUGCCAUUUUGACAAUAUUAGUCAUUUAACUUUUGUUAAUGUUAGCUGGGGACCACCAUUAAAUAAAAAUGGUAAAAUCACACACUAUAAUGUGAUUCUGGAAGGUCAUGCCACUUACAAAACAAAUCGCGGAUUGCAAACCAAUGAAACAUUGACACCCAAGAUGAAAAGCAUAGCUGAUACAUCCUACAAUGCACGAUUUGAUAUGAUUCCUGCAAACACUAAUUACACAGUACAUGUGGCCGGUGUAACUAGGACCAAAAAACCAGGUGAAAAGACUACAAAAACCUGCACCAUGCCACCUACAAUUCCAAAUAAAGAUGAUUUUCUAAGAUUGAGCUGGGGAAAGGUUGAAGAACAUGGCAACUGGAUGUUCAAAUUAGACCUACCCAGAGUGUCAGAGAGAAAUGGUCGCAUAUGCUGCUAUAGAAUAUUCAUCAUUCGUAUGGUGAACCAUCAAACAAUAUCUGAUUUACCUAGACCUGAAGAUUUGUCGAUAUCAACUUAUGAAGCAGUACAUAAGAAUCCAUCAGGAGGUGUCUAUGUAGCAGAAAUGUUCACAAGCGACAUGCUGAACAAUGAAGUAUUUUUAGGCGAUGGGCGAACUGUUAAUUCAAGUGUGGCUGCUUGCCAACAAUGCAUAGGAUUGAAGCAAAAGAGAAUUAAUUCAAUUCCAUCUUUGACAAUAAAAGAUACAAAAGAUGUGCCUGCUAUAAUACCAUCUUUGGCAGCCGUGCCAACACUGAAUUUCACUGCUACUGCAGUACCUGCUAUGGAAAUGGAUAAAAAAACAUUGAAGCUUUUGUCGAGGCGAAGAAGAGAUCUUGGCCCUGAGCAAUUGCAUCCUCCAAUUAUAUUUGAUGGGCAACUUGAUUCUCAGAGUAACUAUUCAGGAUUUGUUGAAAUCAUGGUGUAUGGUUCCAAACCAGGUCUAGUUAUACCUGCUUAUAGUGACUACUUUGUUUUAUUAAAUCCUGGACCAGAAUUUCCUUUUGCACCAGGAGCAUUUGACAUACUUGGAGUUGUGAUACAACUUUUCUGUGGGUUGAUUUUAGUUGUUUUGUUCCUUUUAUUGUCACUUUGUUUGCUGCAUAGAUAUACUAAACAAGUCGCUCAAGCACAAGGAGUAGAAAUGAUGACAUUAAGAAAUUCGUUCAGUCUUGUUUCCAGACAUCUUUGUAGAAGUUUAAGAGGACGUCAUCAACUAGUGUCCUUAAGCCCUCCUGAUAUGGUACCCAUACAGAAAGAUGAUUUGCUGAAUGCAUACAUGGAACGGCAUAAAGAUUCAGAUUAUGGUUUUCAACAUGAAUUUGAGUUGCUUCCUGAUCGUUUUCCGGACCGUACAACAAGGGCAUCAGAGGCUCGUGAGAACUUAUACAAGAAUAGAUACCCAGACAUUAAAGCAUAUGAUCAAACAAGAGUAAAGCUUGCUCAAAUUGAUUCUGUAACAGGCUCUGAUUACAUUAAUGCAAACUUUGUGAUGGGGUAUAAAGAGCGAAAGAAAUUUAUCUGUGCACAAGGUCCUAUGGAAAAUACAGUGAAUGACUUCUGGAGAAUGAUAUGGGAACAGCAUUUAGAACUGAUUUUGAUGUUGACCAAUUUAGAAGAGUAUAGUAAAACAAAAUGCGCAAAGUAUUGGCCAGAAAAAACUGAUGGAGACAAAAUAUAUGGAGAUAUUACUGUAGCACAUAUUCAAGAGACAAGAUAUUCAGAUUAUAUUGUUCGUGAAUUGAAAGUAUCCAGAAAUAUAUCAGGGAGAGAAGUUGAUGAACGUAAUAUUUUCCAAUAUCAUUUCUUGGUUUGGAAGGAUUUUAUGGCCCCAGAACAUCCGCAUGGAAUAUUGAAAUUCAUUAAAAGAAUGAAUGAGGCAUAUUCUUUUGAGCAUGGGCCUAUUUUGAUACAUUGCAGUGCUGGUGUAGGUAGAACAGGCACUUUAGUUGCAUUAGAUAAUUUGUUGCAACAACUCAAAGAAGAAGGACAAGUUGCUAUUUUCAACACAGUUUGUGAUAUGAGACACCAAAGAAAUUUCCUUGUACAAUCACUGAAACAAUACAUAUUUGUUUAUCGCACUUUAAUGGAAGUAGGGCAGUAUGGUGACACCGAAAUUCCAGCGAAUAAAUUGAAGUCUACUAUUGAUAAGUUGAGAAGUAAAGAAAAUGAUAAAGACAGAUGCAAACUAGAUGAAGAGUUUGAUAAAUUCAAGAUGAUCAUGGAAGACCGCAAACCAUAUUCUGUAGGCAUAGGAGAAGAAAAUAUAAUGAAAAACAGAUCUGAAGAAAUUAUACCUUAUGAUAGAAAUCGUGUAAUUUUGACACCUAUAUGUGGAAGAGAGCAUUCAACAUAUAUAAAUGCCUCAUUUAUAGAAGGAUAUGACAAUACAGAAUCAUUCAUAGUGACGCAAGAUCCACUUGAUGACACAAUUGCAGAUUUUUGGAGAAUGAUAUCAGAACAAGGCAUAAGCACCCUUGUUAUGUUAGCAGAUUUGGGAGAAGGUCCUAGGAAAUGCCCUCGUUAUUGGCCAGAUGAUGAGAUUUUGCAUGAUCACAUCAGAGUUAAAUAUGUACAAAGUGAAAGUUGUCCAUAUCAUACUAGACGAGAAAUUAUUGUUACGAACACAAAGACUGACGAAAGCACUACAAUUACUCAACUGCACUACCAAGGGUGGCCAACGGUAGAGGGGGAAGUACCAGAGGUAACCAGGGGAUUAAUUGAAUUAGUUGAUCAAGCACAAGCUAACCAGCAGCGUGGAGCUACGGGGCCGAUAACAGUACAUUGCAGCACUGGUACUGAAAGGAGUUCGAUGUUUGUUGCAUUGAGUAUUUUAGUUCAACAACUACGGACCGAAAAAAGGGUAGAUAUAUUUACAACAACUCGUAAACUAAGAUCACAAAGACACAGUAUGCUCAGUACUUUCGCACAAUAUGAUUUCCUUCACCGAGCUAUUCUGAAUUAUGCAGAAUUGCACCAUUUAACUGAAUCAAAAAAUGAAGACUGUCAACUAAAUUCAAAUUAGAAACUAAAUAACAUUUGGUAGUAUUUUUUAUCUAUAGGAAAAAGUUUAGAAUUUUUAAGAUACUCUGCAAGAAUGUGAUUGUAGCAUUUGUAUAACAUUUCUAUUGCUAAAUACACCCGGGUGUAUUUUUUAUUUUUAU